Molecule: messenger RNA, 1854 nt
Organism: Yamadazyma jaroonii
Lineage: Eukaryota; Fungi; Ascomycota; Pichiomycetes; Serinales; Debaryomycetaceae
Source: the annotation of a GenBank genome assembly
AUGAGUAGUAGAGUUAGAAAGGGACAAACGUCUUUUGCUCCUAAACUCAAGAAUGUUAGGAGGAAGGUGACAUUGCCCACACCUGAAAGUACUCAGAAACCCAGUCAGGUGACAUUUUUCGAAAAAUCCAGUGAUAAACCCAUUGAUGAUGAGGAUGUAGACCCUAAGGAUAGUAGUAAAAAGAAUGAUGUAGCAGUAGAGGAUGAUGAUAAUGAUGAUGACGAUGGUUUUGAUGAGGUAUUGUUCAAGCAUCCACUGAGAAAAUCUUCGUCAUUCUCCCAAAGAAGGUUAUCAGGGAUCAGUUUGAAUAAACCUGGUAGUAGAAAGAGUUCUAUAAGUUUAGCUAUAAAGCCCAGGUUAUCGAUAGAUAGUACUUCCAUACCCAUACCCAUUGAGAUUCCCUUGGGGAAGAAACGGAGAACGCUGUCUGUGGUGGUCAAAAGGCCCAAAAAAGAUGAAAAUAGUGUUGGCGCGGUGGGUGGUCUGGUGGGUGGUCUGGUGAGUAGUUCGAUAGGUAUAGAUCCUGGUACAAAUGUCACCGGAAAUGCUGAAGUUGGUGUUGAAGAUGAUGAUGGUGAUGCUAUGAGUGACACGGCAGUCGCUGGUACGAUAGUUGCUGGUAUAGCAGGCACUUCAGCAGAUACUGAUAAACCAACUGAACCAGAACCCAUAAAACCCAAGAAACACAAGAUUGCUCGUGAUACGCUCUUUAAACAAGGGAUUAAAAUCAUUUAUGCUGUGGGUGAAGACUCUAAAAUUACGAAGUUCAGGACUGGUUCUAUAGACGGAGGUGACGAAGGGCUACCACUAGCCGAUGAAGAAGUUGAUUUGACGUUAACUAAUCGUCGACAAAUCCCUAAAGGUCUCGCCGACCAACCUUCAGAGCUUUUGUCCUUCUUUCAGAUCGAUCCGGGGUUCAUGACUAUGAAAGAUUUGACAUAUAACGACUUACCUGUUGGUAAAGUUAGUGAAAACUAUGAAAUGGCUCGAGAAGCUAAAGUCAGGCAACAAAGGAGUCGAGAUUAUCGUCGUAAUGUUCGUCUAUGUGCCAAGGUCCGAAAUAUACCCAUGGAGGAAGCCGAAUUUAUAGUUACCAAGAUCUAUGAGAUAGUUGAUGAGCGAAAAGUUACAUAUUUGGAGGCAGAACAGUUGUUUGACAAAGAAAGAGAAGAAAGAAAGAACAACGGAAUCAAAGAAGAAAUUAACGAGCCCAAAAAAGAACCUCCAAGAAUCAGUAAACUUCAGUUGGAGAUCGGGGCCAAUGGUAAAAUGGAAGUUAAUGCCGAAUCUACCAUUAUUUCUGCUCAAAAUGGUGCUCAUGGUGACCGUACUGUGGAAGAAACCAAUCCUUUCGAAAGACCUAUUUUGGGUACCACUUAUAGUAAUCGACAAUUAUCUGACCGAUGGACAGUGGAAGAAGAAGAGAAGUUCUUUGAUGCUUUGGCUGAGUGGGGAACAGAUUUCACUAUCAUAAGUAGUCUUUUCCCAUACAGAUCAAGACGACAAAUCAAAUCCAAGUUCAAUGUCGAAGAGAGGAAACGUCCAGAAUUGAUAGAACUUGCUUUAAGUCGAAAGAAAACUGAGAAGGCAGACGCACGUGAAGAAGAACUCACUCUCGAAAGUUUGGAAGAGUUUAAUGAAUCAAUAAGGAGAAUACGUCUGGAACACGAAGCCCAAAAGAGAGAAUUGGUGAAGGCUAAGGAGAAGGCUGAUAAGGAAGAUGCCGAAAGAAAUAGAUUGAAGGAGAUUGAAAGAAGAUCAGGUAAGAGGCCAUUAGAGAGAUUGACCAGAAAUAAGUCUUUAAGAACCAAUGAAGAAGUUGUUGGGACUUUGGAUAGGGCGAGGCCAGCUUAA